Drosophila biarmipes is the source of this 2610-nucleotide messenger RNA. RefSeq lists its product as uncharacterized. The transcript is spliced from 6 exons. Bases 283 to 1812 code for a protein of 509 amino acids. The record is from RefSeq and is a predicted model, not a curated record. Lineage: Eukaryota; Metazoa; Arthropoda; Insecta; Diptera; Drosophilidae.
GAACUCGCGAGCGGCCAACACGUAAGCGGCGCGUUGUGCAGCUGGGGAAAACAACAACAACAAGGCAAAUAGCAGCAACAACCACACUAACCAACUCGAUAAUAGGCAGCGGCGCAACUGAAGUGUGAACUCAUAUUGAGGUUAUGUAAGAGUAUAUAGUAAAAUCGCGAAAACAAAACGCAGCUGCACUUCAGCCAGGUCACACGCUCGCCUGCACGAAAAUUACAAAAACACCGAUAAUUCCAAGCACGCGCUAGCGGUUAAGUUUAUUACGCAUUCGCCAUGGAGGACGGGAAAGUUCCAGCGCAGGCGCAGCCGCAGCCGCCGCAGCCGCCGCAGCCGCCGCAGCAGAGUCAUCCUUUGGAAGACGUUUCCCUCAAUGGAAACGAUGACGACAAGCAGACGCCCAAAAAUUGGGUUAAAUUCGACGAUGAGGCGGACAGCGGUGAAAAAAACAAUAACAGUAACGACGGCAAUGCCACACAGCUACCACAACAACAGCAGCAAAACAAGUUGACUCUGCCGCCGCCGCCGUCGGUGGUUAGCAGCAACAACAACAGGCGGGCGCGCUCGCGCAGUCCGGCCGCAGCAACAACAACACCUGUCCAGCGCCCGGCCGUUUCCUCGACCACAGCUGCGACACCGGCAGAGGGGCAGGUUCAAGCCCCCUUGCCGGAUGUGGCGCCCGCUGUUUUGACAACCGAGAGCACGCACGUUAAUCUAAGUGCAUCCGGCAGUGGCAUUGUCAGCGGAGCAACUGCAAGUGGAUCUGCGUCUGCAUCUGCAUCUGGCCCGGUCCGCCACCCCGCGCAGCUAAUAAACCAAAAAGCCUCCGCUGCCCCCUCUCCAUCGCCGGCCGCAGCGGCAUCUUCUAGCCAUCAUCAUAAUGGCGGUGGCUCCAAUGGCACUGGAAUUAGCCAGCCGGCGGAUCAGGGCUCAGGGAUGCGCACAAUCGAGCUGUCGACGGGUCGCAUCCGCGAGGGAUUCGCGAAUGGCGAUGUGAUUGUCACACUGCUGCCGGCCAACACCAAAUGGCCGUGGAUAACGCCUGCCAUAUUCCGGCCGGAGCUGGUGCCCGAGGAGCUGAUGGCCCAGGGCCUGACGCUCACCGUGGAGGACUAUGUGAACGCGAUGGAGACGCUGGUGAACGACUAUCGCUUCACCGUGUACAACAUCUGCUACAAGCGCGUCUUGGUCUGCUGGAUCCUGUUCGCCUUUGCCGUUUUGCUGGCCCUGCUCUUCUCCGGCCUGCAGGGUGUGGCCCUGUUCGCCCUGGGCGUGGGAUGGCUCUUCCUCAACGCGGCGGCCAUCUUCGUGUGCAUGUGGGUGAAGCUGCGCCUGUCACGGGGCCUGGAAAAGUGCCUGGCCCGGGUCAACCGGCAGCUGAUGCGGCACAAGAUACUGCUGGUGCUGGACGACCGGGGUCGCAUCUCGUGCCACAAGGUCAACCUGUGCUUCAUGUACUUUGAUGCCACGCAAUGUGUGAACUUCCUGAACGAGUUCCUGGAGCACACGGAGCAGACGGGCGGUGAUGCCAUCAAGGCGGGCUGGGAGGCGAAGCUGGACAUUGACCUAAACGAUAUCGUCAUCCAGGGCAGCCAGCCGGUGCGAAUGCCCCGCAAGCAGGAGCGCGGCCUGCAGCUGUUCCUGCGCUACGGAUCCCGCUGGGGGAUGGAGGCCCUGCGGGGCCUCGUGGACGUGACCCCCCUGGAGCCGGGACGCCACUGCGGACAGUUCCAGUGCCCCUGCCAGUACAUCAAAGAGCACCUGCAGUGCAAACCGCGAGGUGCGAGGCGAUUGUAUCUUUGCUAACUGCAGAUUCUCGGGUUUCCUGGGUUAUAUUCCUGCAGGGAUAUAUUUUUAGCCCUCGAGGGUAAGUAUAGUUUUUGGAGCGAUUUAGCCGCCAAAAGUACUCUCACGAACCUAACGAAAAUUGAAAACAAAACCCGAUUUCACGCUCCAAUAAAACAAAUUUAAACUCUUGCGGCAGAGGCGGCGUGUGGCCAGAAUGCGCCAUUAAAUUCCCCCCCAAAAGCCGAAAACAAAAACCCAAACCCAAGCCCAAGCCCCAACUCAAACCCAUUUGCCGUGAAACUCUCGAGGAACUCGUUAGGCCAACUGCACUCCAAUCGACAGCGAGUCAAAAGAGGUGCAGCCCGUGGCCAAAGGCAUUCUGGCACCAGGGGCGCGUAAACUAAUCGCAAACAAACAAACAAACACUCGAACCCCCACACAAUCAUUACGCUCAUUCCGGAUCCAAAAAACCAGAUCCCAGAUCCGGGGCUCAUCAAAGUUUCGCCAGCUCGCUGCUAGUGCUGCUGCUGCAUUUUCGGAAAUUCAAUUCAUUUGUGUAAUUUUCAUUUGAAUUACAGCCAUCAAAAGUGCCAGGGUUAGAGGAAAGGGGGCGGCCAUUCCGGUGGGCGUGGCAAGCGCUGAUGGGCCGCACUUUGAGCGGUUUACACGGAGGAAGGCGAACCUGGUUUCUCUAACUGAUGCCCUUUUAAAAUAUAUUUUUGUUUAAAUAUAUUUUUGUCUCGUCAUUGCUGAGUUAAAUAUUCUUUUAUUUUUUAAGCUUGUUAAUAAAAAUAACCAUUUUUGUUGCCAUAUUGU